CAGACCAACAACGCACCCAAACAACAGCAGCGAAACACAGUUCGUUCGUUUUUCUAACACCACGUUCUCAGUUUGCGUUCGAUCGGCGUUCCAACUGGACACAGCUCAGUGAUAAACGGCUCACUUGUAGAACAUACAUACGCACCAUUAUUUCCGAUCGACAUUCGCUACCAAAAUGUUUAAUUUUACGCGUUUUGCCUUCGUCGCGUGGUGCCUGCUGAGUGUUGUUUUGGCGCGCACCCAUAAACGCAGCCAGUUGGCUGCUUCACAUUUGGCCGCCUAUUUGCCUGAGAGUAGUUUACGCAGCAGUCGUCCGACACCGGACGCUUACGAUGCCGAACGUAGUCUAUUCUUUCGCUAUGAGGAAUCCAAGGGGCUGGGCGCCGAAAUUGAGUUGAACGAACAAGAAUUGCUUGCCAAUAAGAUUAUUAUGGCAGCAAAGACCUACGAGUAUGAGGAGGGUCUCAUCACGCCGCACCUCUUCAAGCCUUCAAAACAUUUCUUCAGCGUUUUGGAAGACAUCACUAAGACGCCGCUAUUUGCGUACUUGCAUGCAAUGCCGAAGGGUGGCGUGUUGCAUGCGCACGAUACCGCCAUGUGUAGCACUGAUUUUGUAAUACAACUAACCUACCGAGAGAAUUUGUGGGCGUGUCAGCGUAGUGGUGCAUUGGAAGCGGUCGAUUUGCAUUUUGCCAAGAAAAAGCCAACACAUGUGGUGGAAGGUGAAAAUUGUGCGUGGACACUUUUGGCGGAAAUGCGUGAUAGGCAUGGCGCUGCAGCGGUGGAUGAUUAUUUGCGUGAACGCUUUACAUUAUAUCCGAAAGAGAAAUUCCUUGAUAACAAUGAGGCUUGGGAGGAGUUUAUGGAAAUCUUUACAUUGUUGGAUGGUUUGAUUACCUAUGCACCUGUGUGGGCGGACUACUAUUACAAUGCGUUGAAGGAGUACCGUGCCGAUGGCGUACAGUAUUUGGAGUUCCGUAGCACAUUGCCAAGGCUCUAUGACUUGGAAGAUAACGAGUACACUGAGCUGGACACUGUGCGCAUUUAUAAGGAAACCUUGGAAAAAUUCAUGCAAGAUUACCCAGACUUCAUCGGAUCGAAACUGAUCUAUGCGCCGAGACGUAAUACAAGCCCAACACAAGUUGAGGAGUAUAUACGUAUCUGCAUUGAAAUAAAGGUUAAAUACCCCGAUUUCAUUGCUGGUUUCGACUUGGUUGGCCAGGAAGAGCUUGGACGCCCACUUAAAGAUUUCAUACCGCAAUUAUUAAGCAUGCCU
Rhagoletis zephyria (snowberry fruit fly) is the source of this 1276-nucleotide messenger RNA. RefSeq names its product adenosine deaminase CECR1-like. Lineage: Eukaryota; Metazoa; Arthropoda; Insecta; Diptera; Tephritidae. Gene Ontology annotation, molecular function: adenosine deaminase activity. The record is from RefSeq and is a predicted model, not a curated record. Gene Ontology annotation, biological process: adenosine catabolic process; inosine biosynthetic process.